AUGGAGAAUUUGUGUCUUCGAUUGUUUCUUAAAAUGAUAACUUUAAGCUUAUUGACGCUGGUUAUCAUUGCAAGAUUUAAAGCAGAACAAUGUCGCAACAGAUAUUUUAAAAUUGUCAGCAAUGGUGAGUCUUUGUUUUCAGUUAUAUAAAACACAGUUUAUGCAUGUAUAACAUGCAGUAUAUACAAUGCACUAUAUAGUUAUAAUGUUCUAAAUAAAGCUCUUCUUAGUCAGAUGUAAUUAUCUAGAAUCUCUCAACGUUUUGCUUACUUUAUUUUGUUUACUUUAUUUCAAAGAAUGUGCAUCGUUACCUCCCGAAGAGAUCAUAUCAAGCCAAAAUGUCGGACACCCUGUCGAUGUGAAUUGCAAUUUUCUCUGCCUCGGUGUAUCAAAAUGUGUUGGGUUUAACUUCAGAGCAAGAACCAAAGCGAUAAACUGUCAGCUGACUAACACCACUAAGAAAAAGAAAUACAAAGAAGAGGGAGAGUGGACGUUGUAUCGGGAUAUCGAUGUCGUACGUAUAAAAUUGAAAAUGUUAAUUUUCAAAACAUUAGAAGAAAAAACAAGCAAACAAAAUCUUGCUUUCAUGCGUUUUUUAUUACAAGAAGAGAGAAUUUUUUCUUAUAGAAAACAAUCGAAUUUGAUAUUUGAGCUAGCUUAUAUGCAUGGGUACUGUAUACUUUUCCUAGUUAAAUAACUACCUUUAAUUUACUACAGAUCAAUUUUAGUAGCCCAUAUGGUUGUAUGUUUUAUGCAGGCAUAGUUUGUUUCGCAAACUGUCCAUCUUCGUGAUCCGUACUGCAGGUUACCGAUCGCUUGGGAACCAAUCAAAAUGCUGCAUUGUGCAGAUGGACCGCCUUGCUAUAAUAAUAAUCAGAAUUAUUUAUAUGUUUCGGUAGUUUGAAAAUUAUUUCCUUAUCUUUUUUUAGGCAGAAAAUGCAAAUGAGAAAAGGAAAACACCAGCAGGUAUUGCAAGAUCACGCGCUUAUACCGCUGAUUCCAGACCCCCGGCCCCGCUAUACUGAAGGUUGUUGCCAGGUAUAGUUCAGUAUCCUGAAUUGGGAGACCAUGUAAAUAGAGUGACGCUCGCUCGGUUGUUUCUGACGUGUUUCGAGAUUUCAUCCGGGUAAUCCUCCCAUCUUAAAACUAAUCCUCCCAUCUUAAUUGUGUAUACGCGUAUGCAUGAAUGUGGCGCAGUAAAUAUUUUAAACGCCUUAUACUGGGGGAGAAGGGGAAGGGAACCAAAAUUAGGGCGUUCGCCAGAGUAUGAUUUAGGUCAUCAGGUAUAAGGUUAGGGCCAAUUCUGAGCCACUAACUAGUGGGGCCUCCGGGGCCAAACGUCCCCUGCCCCCCUAUGCCUUGUGCGUGGUGAACUCGCGGCCAUGGGCCAUGCAAAGUUUUCAAGAUUUGCAUGUUUAGAUAAGAUGUAUAACGUUAAAAUAAACUGAGAGUGUGAAACUGCGAACAAGUUGCACAAUCAAACACAGACGUAAUUACUCCUAAAAACGUUGGGCAAGUUCAUCACAAAUUUAGUGAAAGAAAAGAUGGUGCAUGUGUACACAAUACAGGUUGACAUAAAUUUUUACCGUUUAUUCCAUUAGCUCAACCCACCUCCAGCAAACCUAUCUCGACAACAGCGACACCCGUGGCAAGUUGUUCUAGUUUAUACAAAUCUGGUAAAAGAAAAGAUGGUGUUUACACUAUCAACCCUGAUGGCCUUGGAUCUUUCCAAGUCAGAUGUGAUAUGCAAACAGAUGGUGGAGGGUGGACAGUGUUCCAAAGAAGACAAAACGCAAGUGUUCAUUUCUAUCGUGGAUGGCAAGAUUACAAAAAUGGUUUUGGUGAUCUUAACGGUAAUUUUUGGCUUGGUUUGGAUGAAAUACAUCGUUUGACAAAAUCAGGACAAAAUGUUCUAAGAGUGGACUUGAUGGAUUGGACUAACGAUACAGCGUACGCGAAGUAUAGAUCAUUUUCUGUGGCGCCUGAGUCUGACGGUUAUAGACUGAACCUAGGAAUUUUUUCAGGUAAAUAUGAUUUGAUAAAUAUAAAUUUGAUAAAAUAUACCAUGCAAGUAGCGACGAAGCCAUGCAGGGACGGACUAGGGUGUGGCUUAGGGGGUGCAGUUGUAAUAAUAUUUGAAUAUUAAAAUGAACGCGCUCCCUUGAAACAUUAAAAUAAAAUUAUGUGCAGAAAGGUUAAUUAGUCAUGGAAAAAAUUGGACAAUACAAAAAAUAGCAAAGUUAACAUAUAUUUUUGAAAUGAUUAUAUGGAAUUUUUAAACUCUUAACUAACUGAAGCCGAAAGUAUCACAUACUUGAAAAUCCCAAACUUUCAAAUAUUUUAAGGAAAUAUAAUUUUAUAUCUAUAAGGUAAUGCUGGUAAUUCGUUGACAUUUCACAACGGAAUGAAGUUCACUACCCACGACAGAGAUAAUGAUCAGUGUGUCGGCAACUGUGCUGUGGGAUACCACGGUGCUUGGUGGUAUAAGAAAGGUCACUACUCCAACCUCAAUGGUCGCUACCUCAAGGCAGGGGAACAAUCUUUCACAGGAAUAAAUUGGCGGCAUUGGAAAGACAACAGAUCUAUGAAGAAAACGGAGAUGAAAAUACAUCCUUUUGGAUUUUAG
Paramuricea clavata is the source of this 2626-nucleotide messenger RNA. The record is from the annotation of a GenBank genome assembly. NCBI's taxonomy places the organism in Eukaryota, Metazoa, Cnidaria, Anthozoa, Malacalcyonacea, Plexauridae.